This is a messenger RNA of Sclerotinia trifoliorum, 1645 nucleotides long. Lineage: Eukaryota; Fungi; Ascomycota; Leotiomycetes; Helotiales; Sclerotiniaceae. The record is from the annotation of a GenBank genome assembly.
AAAUCCAGAAGUUCCGGGCCGAAACUACGACAAUUUUCCGCUGAAUGUAAAGAAGACUGGCAGAUUGCAAACGCGCCCGGAUACCAGGGCGAUUGGUUCAAAGCCCGUCGAAUGCUUCCCAAGGCAAUCUUAAUACUUGGCGCCUAGUCACAGAUGCUGUAUCGAGACGAGGGAAUGGAGACGAAAUGCAAAGGAACGAGCCGUAACCUUCCUUACGAGCCAAUGAUGAAAGGGCUUCUAUCUGUACGAUUGUUUUUCAGUAUUCCAGAGGGCCUGAGAGAAGAAAAGGAUGUCCGUCAUCAGUCAAGUCGUUCAUGUCACCGACUAGCAAAAAUGUCUAUAAAUCAGUAAGGAACCCCCACGGCUUUUGAGAAAAGAUAACUAUUGAUUGCCAUCAAAUAGUUGAGAGUUAGAUAUCUUUAUUUCUCACUCUACUAUCAAUAUCAAUAUCAAUUAGCUAUCUACUCGUGUGACUUACGUCACGGCAUAACCCUUCUUGACUUCAUUCACAAAUUCAUAAGCUUUACUGGACCAAAUUUUGGUCUCUCACUUGAAUAGUCAUGCCUCAAUCCCUGUCAUCCUCUAUGCAAGGCUACUAUGGAUCGGAGAAGUAAGUUUUUUGUUUCCCGUCCGCAAAUGAAUGGAUUGGAUCAUCAUUUAACCGAAUUCAUCUAAUUAUUUUUAUAGAGCUGUGGAAGAUAUCCCACACGCUACUGCUUCUAUGAAGAAACAACCCCAAAAUCCAUUCUCCCUUUCAUAUAACUUGAGCCGGUUCACAUCCGUCAAUUCUGCACCUCCAUUGGCUUUUCGGGAGCCAGUUCCGCUUGCCGAACGCAUUAGUGGUGCGAGACAUACCAUUAAGGACUUCGACGCGAAGAUGAGCAGAGGCUAGAAGGCUUUUUCUCCUUGUUGAUCUAAGGAAGGACAAGGCUGAUGAAAAUACCUUGUCGUGCCUUAUUUUAGGGUAAAAUUGCCAUCAUAAAGCCUCGGGUGGACUGCUAAUACAUAAUCACAGAACUCAUCUGACCUCGUUACACGUCAUCAUCUCGAGGAGAGCAAAUCGUUCCACCGUGCCCUCAGAUCCAACAGAGGCCCUUCGACCGAAAGUGAGUCUAUUCAAGAGCAACCAAGUUAUUCCUCUCGACUCGCUCGAUUAUUUAUUGGGCAAUGAAUGAGCUUUUGUGAUUCCAAGUCCUCUCUCAAAAUUUCCGAUUCUUGAUAAAUCAGGUCGGAGAUGAUUUAUGGAAAUGGAAAAUGUCAAGCCUCUAAGUGGAGCAGCAGCCAAGGGACACCAUUUGACGCCGGCUUCCACGUCCCGAGAUCUAUAAAUGAGGGAAAUUCUUCAAAAGAUCAAAUGCGGGGUAAUGGGGCAUUGAAUUUAUCCAUACCUUACGGGUAAUAUAUAUUACAUUUUGCCAUAUUAUUGUUGUUUUGUUGUUGAAUUUUUUAUUUAAAAGGUUGCGGACCGUUGCGUUGUUCAACAUGGAGAAAAGCUUAUUUCUUCCCACCCGAGGGAUCCAAGUGUUUGGCUUGAAGUGCCUACCUGUAAUAAUAGUCACAAUUGAUUUUUCACAUUCGAUCAGAUAGACGAGAUCUUUGCCAACCUUGGAAGUGAGGGAUCUUAUGGAUUCAAACAUCCCAAACA